Molecule: messenger RNA, 1479 nt
Organism: Symbiodinium necroappetens
Lineage: Eukaryota; Dinophyceae; Suessiales; Symbiodiniaceae
Source: the annotation of a GenBank genome assembly
AUGUCCGCCAACAUCACCGGCCAUAUCGAUGUGGCCCAGGUCGUGCUUUACACCUUCUGGCUGUUCUUCGCCGGGUUGAUCUUCUAUCUGCGCCGGGAGGACCGGCGCGAGGGCUACCCGCUGGAGUCCGAGGUGACCGGCAAGCCCUACGACGAGGACUCCAUCCUGAUGCCGAGCCGGAAGGUCUUCCGCCUGGCCAGCGGCGAGCAGACCGACUCCAUGCGCCGCGACCGGCGCGAGAUCAAGCUGACGCCGACCCAGGGCUGGUCGGGCUCGCCCUUCGAGCCGACCGGCGACCCUAUGGUCGACGGCGUCGGCCCGGCCUCCUGGGCCGAGCGGCGCGACGUGGUCGAGCGCACCGCCGACGGCCACGCCAAGAUCGCGCCGCUGCGCAGCCUGCCGGACUUCGCCGUCGCCAAGGGCGACCUCGACCCGCGCGGCCUGCCGGUCAAGGGCUGCGACGGCAAGGUGGCCGGCACGGUCAGCGACCUCUGGGUCGACCACGGCGAGCAGAUGAUCCGCUACCUGGAGGUGGAGCUGGCCGACGGCGGCGAGCCGGCCGUCGGCAAGCUGCUGCUGCCGAUGCCCAUGGCCAAGCUGACCGGCCACCCGGCGCAGGUCUCCGUGACCUCCAUCCGCAGCGACCAGUUUACCGGGGUGCCGCGCACCAAGAGCGCCGACGAGGUCACCCUGCUGGAGGAGGAAAAGGUCGUGGCCUACUACGCGGGCGGCUACCUCUACGCCAAGCCGAGCGAGACCAUGUGCGAGAUCGAGAUCGAGGAAAUCCCGGGCCUGCCCGGCAAGCUGCCCGCCGGCGAACGCCUGCUCUGGCAGGGCCGGCCGCGCUGGCAGGCGCUGGCCCGGCGCACCUUCAAGACCCGCUGGGUGGCCGGCUACUUCGCGGUCUUCGCCGUCUGGUGGAGCGUCUCGGCGGCGGCCGAGGGGGCGCCGCCGGCGGCGGCGGCGCUGGAGGGGCUGGCGCUGCUGCCGAUCGCCGCGCUGGCGCUCGGCCUGCUGGGCCUGCUCGCCUGGCUGACCGCGCGGACGACGAUCUACACCAUCACCAGCCGGCGCGUCGCGAUCCGCUACGGCAUCGCCCUGCCGAUGACCGUCAACCUGCCCUUCGCGCGGAUCGGCUCGGCCGACCUGCGCGCCGAGCGCGACGGCUCGGGCGACAUCGUGCUCAGCCUGCUCGGCCGCGACCGCCUGGCCUACCUGCACCUCUGGCCGCACGUGCGGCCCUGGCGCUUCACGCGGGUGCAGCCGAUGCUGCGCGGCCUGGCCGAGGUGCGCCAGCCGGGCCGCAUCCUGGCCGAGGCGCUGGCCGCCGCCCUGCACGAGCGGCAGGCCGCGGCCCGGGCCGAAGCCGCGGCGCAGCCCGAGGUGAGCCGAAUCAACGACCCGCGCCGGCAGCCGGCCGAGGCCGGGGCUGAGGCUGCGGCCGAGGCGGUCCCCCUGCGGAUCGCCGCGGCCGAGUGA